Molecule: messenger RNA, 1305 nt
Organism: Macadamia integrifolia
Lineage: Eukaryota; Viridiplantae; Streptophyta; Magnoliopsida; Proteales; Proteaceae
Product: homogentisate geranylgeranyltransferase-like
Exons: 13
Coding region: 33-1217 (394 amino acids)
Cellular component (GO): membrane
Molecular function (GO): transferase activity, transferring alkyl or aryl (other than methyl) groups
Source: RefSeq, a predicted model, not a curated record
CACUAACCUACAAGCAAGAGAGAGAGAGAGAGAUGGAAGCACUUCUUAAACCAGCCUGCUCAACUUUUCCUCUCCGAAAGUACUCCACUCAUGAAAGAGGUUACCUGAGAACGGAUUCUCCAUGCAUCACUAGUAGAAAAAUGCCUGUGAGUUAUCUAAAUGAUGUCCAUAGAAAAUGGAAUAUCAAGCAAAAGUUUCAGCUUUCAGCAUUAGAAAACCACAAUCAAGGAUACGUUGAAAAGCUAUCCCAUGACAAAUAUAUGUUAGAGAAUGAGCUUUCAUCAUCAAAACAUGAGGAUGGUUAUUCUAUCCUUUUGAAGAAAUUAAAUGCAUUCUAUCACUUUUGCCGGCCAUAUAACUUGGUGGGAAUUGUCAUUGGAAUAUUCUCAGUUUCAGUUCUCCCAAUACAAUCAAUUGCUGAUCUUUCUCCAACAUAUUUUAUGGGAUUGGUACAGACAUUGGCACUGGGAACAUUAACUCACAUCUAUGUGAUGGCAAUGAAUCAGUUGUUUGAUAUCGAAAUUGACAAGGUGAAUAAGCAAUAUCUUCCGCUAGCUUCUGGAGAGUUUUCAAGUAGAGAUAUUGUGGUGAUAGCUUUGUUGGUUACCAUCCUGAGCAUUGGUGUGGUAUUUAUGUCUAAAUCUCCAGCACUUCUAUGUGCCCUGGUUGUAGGCUAUCUAUAUGGAACUGCAUAUUCUGCUGAAAUUCCCUUCCUUAGGUGGAAAAGACGUCCUUUACUUGCUAUAACAAGCACAGUGCUCACUUUUGUUCUUGGUAUUCAAAUCCCUUAUUUUAUACACAUUCAGAAAUAUGUACUUGGGAGACCAAACCUCAUUACAAAAUCAUUGAUAUUUCAAACAACAGUGAUGUGUUUGCACUGCAUUUCUGGAAUGAUAUUUAAGGACAUUCCAGAUACGGAUGGAGAUAGAGAUAAUGGCAUUGAAACUCUGAGCAUUCGAUUUGGCAGAGAAAGAGCAUUUGCUAUUGGUCUCAAUAUCCUAUUUGCACAAUUUGGACUUGCCAUGGUACUAGGAGCAUCAUCAUCACUUUGGUUUGGCAAGCCUAUAACAGUAUUUGGUCACCUUACACUUGCUUUAGUUGUUUGGAACCGUUCUCGACACACAGACCCCACCGACAACUCAUCAGCGCAGUCUUUUCAUAUGUUCUUUUGGAAGUUAGCUUCUAUUGAGUUCCUCCUCACCCAAUUUGUACGUUGAGAAGGAUGUCCAGUAGUUAGAAGAGCAAGAUAAGAAGGUGAAUACACAAAAUGGGUUCAAUGAUUUCAAUAUACUAUGUUUUUUUUUU